CUGGCUGUCAGCAGCAGAGCAGAGAGGAGCCGAGCGAGGAGCGAGAGACAAGGCAGGAUGAGGGGAGAGAUGACGUGAAAGUUUAAGAAGACCGAAAGAAAAACAAGAGGAGAAGAGUUCGCAGCGCGGCGGGAGCCAGGAGCAGAAAACACAAAUCUCUUCACCUCUGCCUGCACCGCCAUCUCUUGGAAUGGAACCAGAACUGGAAGCUUGCUGACAGAAUCCUGCAGCACUGUGCAAAGAAUAAAGCAGCCAUUUCUGGAGCAGCUCACUUGGGCAUAAAGCCCAGAGAGGUUUUGAGGCAGAAUGUCUUCUGAAGGCUUUCUCAAGGAAAUGCAAACCAUUGGUGAAAAGUUUCUCAUUAAGCUCCAGAAACUGCCCAAGGCUGACCCAGUGGAGAUUGUGUCCUUCUGUGUGGUUCUUCUGUUUAUUGUUACUGUUCUGCUGCUCAUGAUCAUUGCCUGCAGUUGCUGCUGCUAUAGCUGCUGUAGCUGUGAUGGACAUCCUGACCACAGACGAAGGAAGAUCCAAGUCCGCCCAGUUGCCCAUUCAUGAAAUAAAACAACAAGUGACACAACCAACUUUCCAGGACAUCCAUGGACAUCAUGAUUCAGUCCUAUGGGAAUGCCUUUCUACACUAGCUCACUGAAAAUGGCAAUAACAAUAUUAAUAUGACUCAGAGGACCAGAAAUCACAGUAUGGAAUUCCUUCUUCCUCAGACAGCCACUGCUGGGUUCCAUAGUGUGACCAGAAAGGUAAAACUACUUUACCAUCUCUGUCUCCUGCUUCUGGGGUGGGGGUGUAUGGACACAGGCUGCAGAGAAAACAGACACUUUCCUAGUGACAGCCCUGUAGCUGGACCAGCUAAGGAUUCCCUUUAUGAGCAUGGAGCCACAGACCAAAGGAGAGAACACAAGCACUGCCACAUGCUUGGUGGAACUCACUCUUUCCCUAAGUGCUUAAUCCAGAAGGAUGAUGCUGGGUGCUGCCAAAACCCACGGACACCACUGGAAGAUCCACAGGCCCAGUACACCUUGGAUCAAGCCCAGAUCUGCUUUCUUAAAAGCCACUGGCAAUAGAAACAUUCAGCUGAGGUGUCUCCUGAAAACAAAAAAUUGUGGAUCUAUCCACUGCUCCAGAUGUGCCAGCUGAGACUGAGUACAGCUGGUAACAAACACUCCCUGCUUUAUUUCAUCAGUGUUACAAUGUGAAAUUGUAAAAGAGAACGUAGAUGUGACAUUGCCAAAGAGAAAAAUCAGAUUGUGUGCAAUAUCCUUUGUAAAUAGAAAGUUGAAGGCAAAAGGGAAAAAAAAACACAAAAGAAAACACUUCACUGAUGCUACAGCUUAAUUUGCUCAUUCUGCUGCUAAACCUGCUCCCUCCCCACCUCCUGUGCUCUCCUGUUUCUUGCCAGUGCAUGGUCCUUAUAGAGCACAGGAGAUACAGGGGAUGAACAAAUUCCUGUCCUUACUUGAGGGACCUGUCUGCCUGACUCCCUGCACUGUGUGCAGUUUAUUUUAGUGGGCAUAAACAUUAUGCCUAAGGUAUAAUUAUCAACAUACACAAAGGCAUUUCAGAGGGCUGACAUACAGUAUGGUAACUGUCACUUCAGGGUACACACACAGCAGCUGACAAUAGGCUUUGUGACAAAGCAGAGCCAAGAAUGGGCUGUACAGCUGAAGUUAACAAGUGCAAAUAAAUCCCUUUUCCAUGCUGCAGCCACUGUGUACGUUUGGUUUACACUUUGUUGAACUUCAGAAAUGGACUUAUGUAAGUACAAGGCUAUGGCACAGGCCACAACUUUCACAACAGGGACAGACAAGAACCAUCAUCCCACACCUGGCUCUGUAAGGCACCAGUCUGGCCUUCAGCCCAAAUGUGAAACCAACCACCCUGAUGAGAAGGUGUAAAAUGUUACACAAGUAGAUAAGUCACCUUCUACCCUUGUAUUCCAACUGCUAAGUCUAGAAGAAUCAAAGACCUUACACCUGUCUAUAGCAGAACCAACACGUAGCUAGAGAGAAAAUAAUCAAGUUUAUAAAAGUGGGCUUUUAAAUAAUCUUCGUGCUUCAGAAAGGAAAAAAAAAAAGAGAGAAAACUUUGUAGAAAUCUCUUUUGCCUGAUGCCUACACUCAAAUUAGUAAAAAUUGCAUUACAUCAGUAGUUUCUCAUGUAUUUAAUGCACUUCAUUUUUGCAAAGAAACUA
This is a messenger RNA of Calypte anna (Anna's hummingbird), 2206 nucleotides long. It is a transcript of the gene SMIM5, whose product is annotated as small integral membrane protein 5. Bases 307 to 555 code for a protein of 82 amino acids. NCBI's taxonomy places the organism in Eukaryota, Metazoa, Chordata, Aves, Apodiformes, Trochilidae. The transcript has 4 exons. The record is from RefSeq and is a predicted model, not a curated record.